Messenger RNA from Fusarium tjaetaba, 555 nucleotides. RefSeq lists its product as uncharacterized. The transcript has 3 exons. The record is from RefSeq and is a predicted model, not a curated record. The coding region runs from base 1 to 555 and encodes 184 amino acids. NCBI's taxonomy places the organism in Eukaryota, Fungi, Ascomycota, Sordariomycetes, Hypocreales, Nectriaceae.
AUGGAGACAAAUAUAAACACAACCGUUUACUUAUUCAACCUGGAAUUUCUUCGAAUUUCCGCAGGAAUUAUUCCAGAAGAGCUACAAGGGCGUGCGCCCAAUGAUAUUCUCGCAAAGUGUAUCUACGCGCGCGGCUCACGAUGGCUGCCGCGGUUGAACGAGUCUGAUGGGUCUGCCCGAGAUCUCUCCAAAGAUCCUCUACUGGACCUUGAGUCUGACCACGGCUGGCUAUGUCUCAGUGAUCACGACAACCUCUCGGACGAUGAAACGGAGAUUGAGAGUCCUCCUGGCAGCCAGCAGGUCACUUCCAAUGGGUUGGACCAGCCCCUUGACUCUGGUCCUCAGCCGGUGAUCGAGGCAGACAGCAAUACCUCCGAUGGCAAGUUGGAGAAGCCAUGUACAAUGCUGCAUCGACAUGAGCCUGUAUUCCUCAAGUUUUCACAAGAGUCUCCUCGGAUUUUGGUCAACUCUGUGUCUGCUACCAAAGAUCUCAUGCAACUCAUAAUCCUAGUCAAUAAGACUAAUGAGUACAGGGCGGCGGAGGCGAAACGAUAG